AUGAACCCCCAGAUUGAAGAACUGCUUGGCCUAGAGGCUGUCCGCUCCAGGGCGCAUGCCGUUCUCGAAAUAGCUAGGCAAGGCCGUCUCAAUCACUUUAACUACCAUGCGGAUCGAAUGGAAAAUGCCACCGACUAUGUCCUGAAACUCAUCCAGCGCGACUUUGGCCCAGACAAAUACCAUACCAUCCCUCCUCACGGUCGUUGGCAACAUUUCGAGGUCGGCGGGGUUCCCCGCAUAGAUAAACUUCUGGCCGAAUGGGACCAGCAGAAAUGUGACUCGCUCGAAAAGACCCGACGUCUGGUAGAUCUUUUCUUUGUCUCAGUCCUUCUUGAUGCCGGUGCUGGUGACUUCUGGCGCUUCCAGGAACCAGGGACUGGUCACACCCUCAACCGAAGUGAGGGCAUUGCGGUGGCGGCGUUACACAUGUUCCUCAAUGGCGACUUUGCAGGCCCAGGCUCGGCAUCAAAGCAUACUGCGAAUGGUGAGGCACUGCGCAAUCUCAACAUCGAUAUCUUAUCCCAUGGACUACAGGUUACCGAAGGAAACCCCAUGGUCGGAGUUGGUGCCCGUGCAGAUAUUCUUCGCAAGCUCGGCGAGUCCUUGGUAAAUCUAAAGGAGAUAUUCGGUUCCACUGGCCGUCCAGGAAACCUCGUGGACUAUCUCAUUGCGCAAUCUAGUGAGAGUGGAAAGCUUGACUAUAAAGAUCUUUGGAACGUUCUCCAACGAUUGCUUCUCCCAAUUUGGCCAUCAGACCGGACUCAUUUGGAAGGACAUCCCAUCGGAGAUGCGUGGCCCCUGCGCGCCCUUGAACAGCAGCCUGGAGCUGAGCUCAAGCCUUAUUCCAAUAUCCAACCCUUCCACAAACUGACCCAGUGGCUAGCAUACUCAUUGCAAGUGCCAUUCUCCCGCCUUCUGUCAGUUUCAUGGACCAAUACCCACCUGGGUACUGGUCUUCCGGAGUACCGGAACGGAGGAAUGCUUGUUGACAUGGGGGUACUUGAGCUAAAGCCCGAGGCCCUUCAGCGGGGUCUCAGUCUCUCCGGUGGUGCUUUGCCUUCUUUCGCCGCUGGGGCGGAUGAGAUCGUAGAAUGGCGAGCAAUGACUGUGGCCCUUCUUGAUGAGAUGCAUACUAAGAUCCUCGCGCGCCUGGAUGGUGUUGAGCUGUCUUUGCCGCAGGUCUUGGAGGCGGGAUCAUGGAAAGCAGGACGUGAGCUUGCCGCGGCCAACCGACCAGAUACUAAGUGUAGUCCCAUCUUGAACUUUGGUGAUGGAACUUUGUUCUAG
Penicillium brevicompactum is the source of this 1287-nucleotide messenger RNA. Its product is annotated as URC4/urg3 family protein. Lineage: Eukaryota; Fungi; Ascomycota; Eurotiomycetes; Eurotiales; Aspergillaceae. The record is from RefSeq and is a predicted model, not a curated record. The transcript is spliced from 4 exons. Bases 1 to 1287 code for a protein of 428 amino acids.